AUGUUCGCUAAGGGUCUCACGAAAAUUCAAACGGCCGUCACAAGCCCCGAGCGCACCUUUGAUCUCACUGAAGAGAUGAAAAAUACAAACCGAAUGAAUGUGACCGGGACGGCCGUCUGUAAGGAUAGCCAGAUUGCCGGUUUCUUGAACUAUGCCAUGUCUUACUACAUUCACAAUAUGGACGGCCUCAGCAGUUAUGUUCUUGAUCAGAUUCAACGCGCUCGCAAACCCGGGAAAUGGCUGGUCCAUUCGCAGAUCAUUGCUACAGGUCGUCAGGGUCCCGAUUGGCAGACGAAAACCAACGGCGACGUGUUCAGCCAGCCGCCAAACAACUGGUACGCUUGCUACUACCACGACACGCAAACCUACAUUCUCGUUCUUCGACUUUAU
Molecule: messenger RNA, 390 nt
Organism: Mesorhabditis belari
Lineage: Eukaryota; Metazoa; Nematoda; Chromadorea; Rhabditida; Rhabditidae
Source: the annotation of a GenBank genome assembly